AUGUCGAAUUUGCUGGAGGCGAACGCUGGAGGGCAAAGAGAGAUGGCCAUGAAAAUGGCUAUGGCCGAAUUGGACAAGAAGGAUAAAAAGAAGGACAAAAGCCAUCGACUUCCCAUUACACCAACCAUUGUAGAAGUCGAGGACGCUAAGGAGUUGACAUCUGCCACGGUAAUCAAUCACCACGCUCCAAAUUCCGUCCAGCAGCCGACAACAGCCAAUGGUAUGCCAACUGCAAUUAGAGAAAUCGAGUCCAUCCCUGGCACUGUGCAGCCGCACGUUGGUGAAACGCCCAUUCUUGACAAGGUUGGCACUCCUGGAAUCGCUGUACAAUCUUCGUCACCCGAUGCGAAGGCUUCGGAAGGCAGAGAUAUUCUCGCGAUGAAAUCUGCCUCGCAACAUUCACUUGUUAUACCUGAAAUUACAAAUACGACUUCCACUGCUCCCACUCCUUCAAUAAUCAGUAGUCCACCGAUUAUGCAAGAAAUAUCACCUCCUGCUUCGACGCCUACACCAACAGCAGCACCUCCAACACAAUCACGUCCACCUUCUGCUUCGCAAUCGUCGCAGCCAACGAUUACGCAAAAUCCAUCUGCAACACCCCCUCCACCUCCACCUCCACCUCCGCCAACAUUUCCAGCUGCAGUAGAGGUUCAUCGGAAUAAUGAUUCUGCAGAG
Molecule: messenger RNA, 675 nt
Organism: Ostertagia ostertagi
Lineage: Eukaryota; Metazoa; Nematoda; Chromadorea; Rhabditida; Trichostrongylidae
Source: the annotation of a GenBank genome assembly